AAGUUGUACGUAGAAAAUUUUUGUAUAAAAAGAAGGGCGCAAAUGAAGUAUUCAAUUACCUUUCUGGAAAUCUGGAUCGAAGUUUCUAGUUUUUUCAUGUUGAUUGUGUACCAUAGUUGAUCACCGUAUAUCUAUCGGUAGGAGAAUUGGUUUUUACUAUCUUGUAUGUUUUGGCGGAUUUUCCAUUCCAAAAUUUCAUCGCAUUCAUAGCCCUAAUCCUGUGCGGGAAUAGAGCCUCUGAGUGUUGUAUUCUGGUCUAUAAAUUGCUUGAACCCCUGUCCUUUAACCGCCAUGGAACGAAUUAUCGGCGACAAGUUUAAGAUAAUGAGGAAAAUUGGGAGUGGUUCUUUUGGUGAGCUUUAUUUAGGUGUCAAUUUACAAAAUGGAGAAGAAGUUGCCAUCAAGUUGGAACCAGUCAGGACCAGACAUCCACAGCUUCACUAUGAAUCAAAAAUAUAUUCCCUUCUUCAGGGAGGAACUGGUAUUCCUAGUCUUAAAUGGUUUGGAGUUGACAAGGAUUACAAUGUUAUGGUCAUUGAUCUUCUUGGUCCAAGUUUGGAAGAUCUCUUCAACUACUGCAAUAGGAAGUUCUCUCUGAAAACUGUGUUGAUGCUUGCAGAUCAGCUGAUUAAUAGAGUUGAAUAUAUUCACAAUAGAGGAUUGCUACACCGAGACAUAAAGCCAGACAACUUUUUAAUGUGAUUAGGUCGCAAAGCAAAUCAGGUGCUUUCAGCUAUUAGUUGUAAAGAUUAGUGUGACUUUUAAAUUUUGAGCAUGUAAAAUGGUUUUUUAGAGUGAAAUCUAAACACUUGAGCAGGUUUAUGCCAUAGACUUUGGCCUGGCUAAAAAGUAUAAGGAUCUCCAUACUGAUAGACAUAUACCAUACAGGGAAAACAAAAAUCUGACUGGCACAGCUCGUUAUGCUAGUAUUAAUACACAUCUUGGAAUUGAACAGAGCAGAAGAGAUGAUUUGGAAGCUUUGGGUUAUGUACUUAUGUACUUCCUCAGAGGAAGCCUUCCAUGGCAGGGAUUAAGAGCUGGUAAUAAGAAGCAGAAGUAUGACAAAAUCAUUGAAAAGAAACUCUCAACUUCUAUAGAGGGUCUAUGCAAAUCAUACCCCUCUGAGUUUAUUUCUUAUUUCCAUUAUUGUCGAUCAUUACGCUUUGAAGACAAACCUGCAUAUUCAUAUCUCAAGCAGCUUUUCCGAGACUUAUUUAUCCACGAAGGUUAUCAAUUUGACUAUGUAUUUGAUUGGACAAUUUUGAGAUAUCCUCAAAUUGGCAACAGUUCAACAGGAAGAUGGGCAUGCAGGAUUAGGAGCUUGGCCAUCUGCAGGACUAAGAAGGACAACAGCAGCAGCAGAUGUGAGGGAGCAGUUUACUAGUGGCGUGGAAGAAAAUUCUAGGAGAAAUACGUACAGAGCCGGUCGGCAUGGUGAACACUCAAGACAUAGAUCAGAUGAUAUACCUUCAUCUAAAGAUGUGCAAGCUGAUGAUUCAGAGAAGGCCCAAACAUCAAGAAACGGUAGCUCUUCAGAAAGAGGAGUAGCCAGUUCAACCCUCAAACCAACCAGCUCUUCCGUUGAAGCCACUUAUGGUGGUGGUGGUGGGUCCAGCAGAGAAGUCGUGUCGAGCAUGGGUCGUUCAUCAUCAGCUUUCUCCCAUUCCAGGAGACCUUCUGAUGACCCUGUUAGGAGCUUUGAAUUCCUGUCAGUAAGGAAGUGAAAGAUGCACUUCUAGAGAGUAAUUUUUUCUUUAAAUUGGUCACUUUUAGGUCCUGUUUAAAGAAAAUCAUAUCCAUACAGAACGUAUAAAUUCAAAUAUGUUAUUUACAAGAAGGGGCCUUCUUGUCCAGCAUAUCAAUAUAUGAUUAUCUCAGUAAUGGCCAAUGGCCUGGGUGUAUAAGCUGUAUUGAAAAAAAAUGCAGAGGUGGUUGUAAAGAGUGUAGAUUUUUUAUACAGUAUUACAUUAUUAACUGAUAGAAGCAUAACCCUUUGCCCAAUAAUAAAAGAAUCAUGUCAAAUAAGUUACACUAUUUGUAGUUAAAAGAGAGUAUGUUGCAACAACUGGUCAUCUAUUGUUAUUAUAUACGUAGUGUUGUUAU
Molecule: messenger RNA, 2103 nt
Organism: Cuscuta europaea
Lineage: Eukaryota; Viridiplantae; Streptophyta; Magnoliopsida; Solanales; Convolvulaceae
Source: the annotation of a GenBank genome assembly